AUGUCUUCCUCGAACCCAACCGACCAAUCCGUCACAGACGCCGUCAACGCAAUCGUCACCCUAUAUAACGUCGGCAACAAAGAAGAAUGCAUCCGCCGGGCCGAAAUCCUUCUCGCCUCUCCCCUCCUCGCCCAUCUCCAAUUCCACAUUCUGGUGGUCCUGGCUUCGGCCACUAAGGACGUUAAAAGAGCCAACGCGUACUGCGUUGAAGCGGAGUCACUUUGGCUCGAGCUGCCUGAAUGGCACUCGCAGAGGGGCGAUCUGGAGAUUAGUCGGGUGUUGGAGGAGCUUCGGGGAAUUUUGGAUGGGCUCAAGUUGAGCCUUGAACAGGAGGCGAAGAACAGACCUGACUACCCUGCUUGCAUGGAUCAGAUGAAGGGUUUGACGCUGGUUGCCGUGGAACCGUCAGACCCCAUUGCCGACGCCAUGGAUACCCAUAUGAUCGACGAAGAAAAUUGA
Molecule: messenger RNA, 459 nt
Organism: Periconia digitata
Lineage: Eukaryota; Fungi; Ascomycota; Dothideomycetes; Pleosporales; Periconiaceae
Source: the annotation of a GenBank genome assembly